Messenger RNA from Verticillium dahliae VdLs.17, 1041 nucleotides. RefSeq lists its product as uncharacterized. The record is from RefSeq and is a predicted model, not a curated record. NCBI's taxonomy places the organism in Eukaryota, Fungi, Ascomycota, Sordariomycetes, Glomerellales, Plectosphaerellaceae. The transcript is spliced from 6 exons. Bases 1 to 1041 code for a protein of 346 amino acids. Gene Ontology annotation, molecular function: methyltransferase activity.
AUGGCUUCUUCUGCUGAGGCUCCGGCAACGGCCGCCGCAGCCGACUCACCUGCGGCCUCGCCUCCGACCGGCUCUCCCCCUCCAGCUCAAGCCCCAGCCCAAGCUGCCAACAUCCAAGUGGAUGCCGCUCACGAGCGCGACGAUCAGACUGAUGAUGGGUUCGAGGAUGGCCUGAGCUCCACCGCCUCGGUCACAGACAGCGUCCUGGAGUAUCGCAAAAUCCAUGGUCGAACCUUUCACAACUUCAAGUCCGACACCGAGUACUGUCAUGAGAUGCUGCUGAUGGCUAUGGACAACCGACUUCACGUUGCUCCCAUUUCGGGCACGCCGCAGAGAGUCCUCGACGUCGGUACGGGAACUGGUAUCUGGGCCAUUGACUUUGCGGACCAAUACCCCAGCGCUGAGGUCAUCGGAACAGACCUGUCGCCCAUUCAGCCCGCAUGGGUACCCUCCAACUGCCGCUUCGAGCUCGACGACGCUCAGCUGCCCUGGACCUUCCCUGACAAUCACUUUGACUACAUCCACAUGCGCCUCCUCAUGGGUGCCAUCAAAGACUGGCCCUUCCUCUACAGCGAGGUCUACCGCUGCCUGAAGCCCGGCGGCUGGUUCGAGCACAUGGACUACGACCCGCACAUCUACAGCGAUGACGGCUCCCUGAGCCCCACCUCGGCUUGGAACGACUACGGUGGUUUCUUCAUCAAGGCCGGCGAGAAGCUCGGUCGCACGUUCAACAUCAUCAUGGACAAGGUCAACCACGGUUGGAUGAAGGACGCCGGCUUCGUGAACGUGGACGAACUCCGCCUCAAGCUGCCCAUGGGCGCCUGGCCCGCCGACCCCAAGCUGAAGGAGGUCGGCAAGUACAACCUCGUCGCCACCGAGCAGGGACUCGAGGGCUUCAUGCUCUACAUCCUCACCAACGUUCACCAGUGGGACAUUGUCCAGGCGCAGACGUACAUCGCCGCGGUGCGCAGCGAACUCAAGAAGCGCUCCAACCAUGCGUACUAUGUGGCGUCCGCCACGUAUGGCCAGAAGCCCGAGUAG